Ipomoea nil (Japanese morning glory) is the source of this 1615-nucleotide messenger RNA. RefSeq lists its product as uncharacterized. Gene Ontology annotation, cellular component: chloroplast outer membrane. The record is from RefSeq and is a predicted model, not a curated record. Gene Ontology annotation, biological process: chloroplast organization. Lineage: Eukaryota; Viridiplantae; Streptophyta; Magnoliopsida; Solanales; Convolvulaceae. The transcript has 6 exons. Bases 41 to 1261 code for a protein of 406 amino acids.
AUCUUUGAUGCACCGGAGAAGCUGAUCUCUAAGGUUUACCAUGGCGAUUGGGUUAUGCAUCUUACCAUCAACCCCAUCAAGAAAAAAUUCCAGCAAAAGACCACAGGUUGGAAAGCCUUCAUGGCAUAAUGAUGAUGAUGAUGAUCCUGUUAAUCCCAGUGCCAAAAGCCAUCCAGUUUCUCCACCAAAUCCCAGUCUUGAAUUGCAGAGAGGAAUUCUGCUACGGUCAUUGUCAAUAAAUUUCCCUCUGGUUUCACCUGCAAAGCCUCUUAGAUUAGCUUAUCUUGGCAAGAGCCCACCUGUCAAACCAGCACAGGCAAAGCCUUGCCCGCCUGCCAAACCAGCACAGGCAAAGCCUGUGGCAGCAAUGGCACCGGGGGCUGCUCCACCGCCUCCUCCACCACCCGAGGCUUCAAAAAAACUCUGUGCCAAGAAGGCCAUUGGCAAACUGAAAAGAUCAGUCCGGAUGGUGAAAUGGUAUCAAACUCUCAAGAGGAAAGUGGAGGGGCAGGUGCAGCAGGUGAAAAAUGCAGUGGGAAAGAAAACUCGGGUUCAGGGUACCUCUGGGGAAAAACAAGGAUUGGAUGACGCAAUUGCAGAGAUGAUGAAGAGAUCAGCAUAUUUUCAGCUUAUCGAGGAAGAUGUUAGUAAACACCAUCAAGAAAUCAUCCAGUUGAGAGCAGCCAUAGAUUCUUUCCAGACAAAGGACAUACAGAAGCUCCUGCAAUUUCACAAGGCAGUGGAGGAACAACUAGAGAAAUUAACCGAUGAAACUAAGGUUCUGACAAGGUUCGAAGAUUUCCCCGUAAAGAAACUGGAAUCGCUGAGGGAAGCAGCAGCGUUGUACUCGAAACUGAAAGAAAUUAUUGACACCUUGCAGAACUGGAAGAUAGAGCCUCCUCUUGGGGAGUUUCUGGAUACGGUUGAGAGCUUCUUCAACAAGAUUAAAGUAGAAAUAGAGGUUGUGGAAAGAAACAAGGAUGAGCUGGCAAAGAAAUUUCAGAGCAACAACAUCUCAUUUGACUUCAACAUCCUAGUCAGAGUGAAAGAAUCCAUGGUGGACAUUUCUUCAAGUUGCAUGGAGUUGGCACUCAAGGAAAGAAGGGAAGCAAGUGAAGGGAAAAUGCAAGGGAGCGUAAAGCUACUAUGGAGGGCAUUUCAGCUCGCGUUUCGCAUCUAUAGCUUUGCAGGAGGCCAAGAUGACCGUGCAGACAGAUUAACUGAAGAACUGGCUCAAGAAAUUGCUGAUGCUCAAACUUAACAGUGUCAACUUGUCAAACAUACUGGCUGAGAACAACUAAAAAACCCAGAAAUAAAAAAAAAAUAAAAAAAAAAGCCCUUUUCACUCCAAUCUUGCAUCUUUUUGAAGAUUAGUUCUUUUGAUCGAGUAUGAAGGUUACACAGAGCUCAUUAGUCUAAAAAUGAAAUCUCCAACCAACAAAAUUUUUCAAAGUUAUUUCCUUUACUUAAUUAACUUCUCAAUAUUUUACCAGUCUUUGGAUCAAUACAACAAACACCUGACCUGCACGCUUUACUGGCCAACAGUUUUACAGUCCCAGAGCUACAAGAUGGAAUUAAGCAUGAUAGGUAGCAGUAGGGAAAGAGCGUCUGACCU